Messenger RNA from Manis javanica (Malayan pangolin), 2859 nucleotides. NCBI's taxonomy places the organism in Eukaryota, Metazoa, Chordata, Mammalia, Pholidota, Manidae. The record is from RefSeq and is a predicted model, not a curated record.
AUGCUUGGCAACUUUUUGACGCCGCGGGGACCCGGGGUGGGGGGCAAGCCAGAGACCCCAGCAGUAUUCCUCGAGAGCUGGGAUUUCGCUGCCCGGCGCGCGCGGCCUGAUGCCCGGACAGCCCUCGGCGUGGAAGGGGGAGGCGGCAGCGACGCGCCCACAGCCAGCCAGGCAGGAGCAGCGGAGAUGGACGUGCGCGGGAAGGAUGACAUUCUUCUUCUGGCCGAUGAAGAAUUUGACUUCGAUCUUUCACUGUCGUCUUCAAGUGCAAAUGAAGAUGACGAAGUCUUUUUUGGACCCAUCGGACAUAAAGAAAGAUGUAUUGCUGCGAGCUUAGAAUUAAAUAGUCAGAUUCCCAAAGAACCUCUUGUGCCAGCAUCAGAAAGUCACUUCUCUUGGAGUCCUCUUACCGGGGAAAAAUUUGUGGAAGUUUAUAAAGAAGCUCACUUGUUGGCCUUACAGAUAGAAAGCAACAGCAAAAGCGAGGCGGCGCCAGCCACCAGGCCCGACACCCCUUGGAGCCAGGGUGUGGAAAGGUUCAUACAGGAGUCAAAAUUAAAGAUAAGCCUCUUUGAAAAAGAAAAUGCGAUGCGGAAAAGCCCCGUGUCCCUGAAAAGGGAGACAUACUCCCUGUCCGACAGCCCCCUGAGUGGCCCGCGGCGCCCUGGAGCCCAGCCCGCCUCGGGCGCGGAUCUGCGGAGCGCUCCUGCCCGGGCCAGGCCCACCCCGACCCCGCGGCCACCGCACUCUGCUCGCUGUCCUUUGCCGGUGGAACCAGGCACUGCUUACCCUGCGAAACAGGCGGUGGCACAGAAGAGGGUCACCAGCAAACUGCUGCCACCCCGAGCGUCAUCUGUGAGAGGAAAAGCCACUCUCUUGGCCAUGGAGAAGCCUAUGAAAGAGGUAUCAGCUGGUCCUUCCAGAAUGAAAACUCUGAAUGAAAAGGAGUCCCACAGGGACAGGCCCCCUGACAGGCCCAGUGCUGCCCAGGAUGUCGCCAGCUUGCCAGCCAGCGGAAGCCACUUGGUCCAAGGCAAGCGAUCACUCCCUGUUCCAAACAAGCUGGGGCUGAAGAAAACUCUGUUAAAACCACCUGGUUGUGCUGGCAGUAUUCCAAGAAAGCCGACCUCCUCGCACUCCGUCCCGGCUGUGGCUCCCGGUGUGCGCGCCUCUCCAGCAGCAGCUAAAUCAAGUGAACUUGCAAACCCUCCUGCGGACAGGUCGCAGCCUCGGUCCAACACCAGCCAGUCAGGCAGGACGGGAUACGCCAGGCCAGGGCAGUGUGUGCAAGCAGGCUCUGCGGGUGCAUCCUGCAGGCCGAGCAAGUGGGCUGGGCUUGCUGAGCUGACCCCGGGGCAGGCCCAGAGGCCCACCACAGCACCUCUCAUCCAGCCCCCGAGUCCAGAGAAGGGAGCCAGGAGGCUGAGCUCGCAUUCCCGUGUGUCACACUCUUCCCAGCCUGAAGCAGCGGGGAGAAUGAGAAGAGAGUCUUACCUAAACGCCAAGACAAUGGCUGUGCCCACCCCCACAAGUCAAUUUAAAAUUCCUAAGUCUUCCACUGAUUCCAGCCUCACCCGCCUCUCAGAGCCUGAUUGUUGUCUCUUCAGAGCAGCGAGACUGCAGAACGACCUCGGGCUCUCCCCGCCUGCUGGCCUGGUGUCUGGCAGCUGGGAGGCGGAGUUUGCACCCACGGCCGUGCUACCUCUGGCCGUGCGUCUUCGUGCGGCCUUUGCCCCGCUGUGGCAGGCGUUCCUGCCCUCCAGCUGCAUGGAGCUGCCGGACUCACACCGGGGCCGUUGCCGGUCUGCCUCCAUCCUCUGCUGCCUAGCGGUGGCCCUGCGGCUCUCUGUCGAAAGUGAGUUCCUCAAGAUUAGAUGGCUGCCGCUGACGGAGCGGGCAGCAAGAGGCAGGACUCUGUCCUGUGUGAUGUGCCCCAGAGGACAGCCGCAGCCCAACAAGCUGGCAUUACAGAUGUCUUCUCAUGAGACCCCUCCUUCCUCCUGCAGGACUGCACCGGUGAGGGAGGCCAGCAGCAAGGCCGCUUCCGGGCGCUCAGGCUUGUCCCCUGAUGCAAGUUUUUCUCCAUCUUCUGUGCCACAGGCACUUAACUUUUCCCCAGAGAAGAGGGAUUUUUCCUUUUCAAAAGCUGCACUGGAUGGAGCACAGCCACCUGAAGAUUCAUCCCCUGCUGAGGCUAUUCUCGUGGAUGUUAAACCGGACCAGCCUGCCAUCGCUUCAGAAGCCGGCAGCACACCCCUCCCCGACCUGCCUCUCAUUGACUUUUGUGAUACCCCAGAAGCAAAUGUGGCUUUGGCGUCUGAAAGCAGACCUCUGAUCGACCUCCUGAUAAACACUCCAGACCUGAGCAGAGAGGCCCCGUCUAAGCCUCUCCCUGACGUGGGGCAGCUGAUAGACUUGGCUUCUCCUCUGAUCCAGCCGAGACCUGAGGCCGACAAGGAAAACGUGGAUUCGCCACUUCUCAAGUUCUGAGUAGAAUGAUCCUUUGUGUUUUACUCUUUGUUAAAAGAAUCAUCAGUCCUAAAGUGGUUUUCAGCCCUUAGAAAUAAAUUCUAAGAGGAACUGUACUGAAGAAAUUAAAGAAAAACAACCCAAAGUGAAGUUGCUGGGCCUGGAGAUGGCCGCAGGACAGUGGGUUUCUGCUGCCCCCAGCGGCUUCCCUCCGCGCUGCCCCGCACACUGCUCUGGGGUACGGCGCUGGCUGGAGUCGCUCCACAGGAGGAUUUUGUUUUGAAUCUUGUGUGUGUAAAAUAGCAAGGGACUUUUAAAAAUUAAGUGUGUAUGAAAAGUUAAAUACUCUAGAUUUAAACUGUAAAAUAAAUGAAAAUGUAUUAAAGCAUU